Thalassophryne amazonica is the source of this 7069-nucleotide messenger RNA. RefSeq names its product zinc finger protein 318 (gene znf318). The coding region runs from base 284 to 7069 and encodes 2261 amino acids. The transcript is spliced from 11 exons. Gene Ontology annotation, biological process: positive regulation of DNA-templated transcription; negative regulation of DNA-templated transcription. Gene Ontology annotation, molecular function: zinc ion binding; nucleic acid binding. The record is from RefSeq and is a predicted model, not a curated record. Lineage: Eukaryota; Metazoa; Chordata; Actinopteri; Batrachoidiformes; Batrachoididae. Gene Ontology annotation, cellular component: nucleoplasm.
CGACAGAAAAUAGUAAUAGGAAACGCUUAUUUUCAGCUCAUCUUUAUUAGUUAAUUUAUUAAACCGCAAACUAUAAAAUCCGAUUAAGCCGUUUAAAGUGAAGCGGAGUUUGGUGCAGUAGCGCUAUGGUUCCUGUAGGGGGCAACGUGACUUUGUGAUCGUCGUCUGGAGACGGUCGACGUUUUGGACUGAGUCGGAACCAAGGAUCCAGCAGAACCAGAUCCAGUGGAACCACGCCAGCGGUCCCGAACAGACCCAGUCCGUGGGACGUGUGGAGGGCAGCAUGUACCGGGGUCGUUCCAGAGGAAGUUACCCGCCGCCGGGGCCGCCGAGGCCUUACCUCGGCAGGCCCAGGCCCCGAGCGCCCUACCAGCCCGGCUACCCCGACCACGGGCCGCACGACUCCUACCGCCGCUCCCCACCGCGACGGCGAUACCCUUCACCCGGAUCCGGAGGCCACCGAGGCUCGGAUUAUUGGGCCGGAGCUCCGCAUCGAGAGAGGUCUAUGUCUCCACGUGGAGCAGUUCCUCUUAGCCACAACCUCGUUAUUACUGUUGGUAACGAGUUGACUGGACAGCCUGGAUCAGUCCCCUCACAUCUGUAUGACAGAGAUUACUCUCCGAGACCAGGAUACGAAAGGAGCCACAGUAGGGGCCGUAGUCCAGACCGGGUUUCAGCCAAGAGUCACGGACAUAGUAAGAGUCGACCCCGUAGCCAAAGCCGUAGUCCAGAUCGCAGUCAUGCCAGGAGCCGGGGGCGGAGCAAGAGCCGUCCACGUAGCAAGAGCAGAAGUCCGGAUCGCAGUCGUGCCAGGAGCCGUGGGCGGAGCAAGAGCAGAAGUCCAGUUCGCAGCCGUGGCGGGAGCUGGGGGCACAGCAAGAGCCGAGCCCCUAGCAAGAGUAGAAGUCCAUAUCGCAGCCGUGCCAAGAGCCGAGGGCGGAGCCAGAGUCGACCUCGCAGCAAGUCCAGGUCUAGAUCCAGAGGGCGGAGCUGUGGGCCGAGCUACCUUAAGCCAGUGACCGCCACCCACAGCAACAGCCGAGCAAGGAGUCGCAACUCAAGCAGCAGUUCUUCUAGUAGCAGCAGCACAGAACAAAAAGAGUUUAAGGAGCUGGCAAAGGCUCGACUGAAAAAGGAGUUGGAGGAGACAUUGAAUCUCCCCACCAAAUCCAUCUUGAAGAAACGCAUUGAUUGUGAAUCACCAUUGCUGAAGACCUCCGGUGCUUCCCAGUUGGCAGAUCAGCUACUGCAGGCUGUGAAAGGCAUGGCACCUCACACGGUGGUCGCAAUGCUGGACGAGCUGCGUUCUGAUCCACAGAUGGCUCAGCAUGCUGGCUUGGAUUCUGAGAUCAAGGAGAUCCUUGUUCUGCUGGAGGGGAAGGUGGCCAAGCCACAUGAGAAAGCCAUGGAUGACAUUGACGAUGAGGAGAAGUUUUUAUAUGGAGACUCUGAGGAUCCUAAACCUGUAGUGCCAUCUGAGCCUGCACCACACCACAGUUUCUCUGAGCUAUAUGGGGACAUGUCAGAAGAGGUGCUGUAUGGAGAUUUUCCACAGCAGAAUAUGAGUACCAUUCAACCAUGUGGUGUCCCUCCCAAAGCCUCCCCACAUGUUCAGAUGCCAGCAGUUGAGAGUGAAGAGGGCACGCUGCGCAUGAACAAACUCAGCAGAAGUCCAGAGCCUGCCUACCCUCCAGGGACAGAGCCACUGGAGGAAAGUGAACGCCAGGCAUUGGAGGAGUAUGAAAAGAUCCAGGACUUAUUGAAAACCAUUGGCCUUGAUUUGGGUGUGACUGAUAUCAGCAAGAUGGCUGCCAGGACCAAGGAGCGGCUUCAUGGAAGCAAGCCACCUCCAAAGACACCCACACGACGCAAGUGUCACUCCUCUGAGAGUUCAGACAGCACCAGGCGCAGCAAAGGGUGGGACAGGCGGAGUGACAGUGGUAGCAGCAGUAGCCGGAGUCGAGCAGGAAGCUGGAGCAGUGAUGAUGGAUGCAGAAAGAGCUCGCCAGCACCCAAAUCACACAGCGUCAAAGCCACCCAGGCAGAACGAAGUGACGGUGUGCUACUAUCAGCACAGAAAGAGUCUCUGGCACAAACCCCAGAACCCCAACCCAUCCCCACAGUGCCAAUAACAACCUACCCGUCCUCGGAGGUUCACGAGUUGAUGGCACCCAGCUACCCCCCACCAGGAUACAACCAGUAUGGAAAUUAUAUGGCUUAUGUGCACCAGCGGUGGUCACACUUAUACCCACCACCAAGCAUUGCCCUGCCACCUCAGACUACCCUGGAUAAGUUCUCUCCUUCCCUGGCCUACAACCAGUCAUACAUCCAGCCUGUACCAGAGGCAACACCCAAAGUGAAAUGUGUCUCUCAGGAGAACAAGAAAGGAAGUUCUAAAGUCAGCAACCAUGACAAAAUGACAUCUGAGGACCAGAACAACGAGAGUCAAAAACAAAAGGUUCUAGAGGAGAGAGAGAAGCUGAAAGCAGACAGAGAGGUCCGAAUGAAGAAGAAAGAUUACCUGAUGAGGGAGCUCGAGAGACUCAGAAAGCAGCAAGGGGAGCUUCUGAGGAAAAAGCGUAGAGAGAAGGAUGGACACAAAGAUCCGCUGCUUCGGGAGAUCAGUCAUCUUCAGGAGGAAGUCAUGGCUCAGAUUUCCAACCUACGCAAAGAGCAUGAAACUGCUGAGAAGAAAUGCAGUGAGAUCGAAAAGGUGGCACUCAUCCUCGGCUUGAGCCCUUCUGAUCGACCCAGCAAAACCAACAAAUUGGUGGAAGACCAAAGGGAUGAGACACACCCACCAGAGAAGAAGAAACGGGAACAUCAAUGGAGUCCUGAAGCUCAACAGGCACCUGCUACUAUCUCGACAAAGGUCGAAUCACAGGAGAGGGAGCAGAGCUCUGCCCCAGAAUCAGCUCCGUGUUCCAGGCCUCCUCCAGAUCCGUUUGAGUACUAUGAUGCUGGAAACCAUUGGUGUCGAAACUGUAACGUCACCUGUGGUUCCAUGUUUGACUUUUUCACGCACAUGCACAGUAAAAUACACAGAAAGACUCUGGACCCAUAUGACCGACCCUGGGCUUCCAGUUCGAGUACAGCAGCCAAGAAGCCGCCGUCAGCAGAGAACCUGACUAAACCAGCCAAAGGGGCAGAGUUCAUGAUCCCGGUCUCAGGGUUCUUCUGCUUGCUGUGUGAAGAGUUUUACGGAGAUGCCAUUUGUGCAGAAGAACAUGUCACGAGACACGCUCACAAUGAGAAAUACAAGAAACUAAUGUAUGAGGAUCCACUGUACGAGCAGAGGCGGAAUCUGGAUCGCCAGGCUGGACUGACCUUAGAAAUGAGUGGAAAGAAACGCAAACAUGAAGGCGAAGAGAAGGAAGAAAAGUCCAAACACAAGAAGGACAAGAAGGAACAGGAGAAAAAAACUAAAGAGGAUAAUAGUGAGAAGGAGGAGAAAUUAAAACAUAAAAAGGAGGAAGAUGAGAAGCUGAGCAGAAAAGAGCACUUGAGAAAUACAAAGAACCUAGAAGUGAAGUCUGCUUCCAACAAGACAGAGGAAGAUGAAAAGUCCAAAUUCAGUAAAAAGGACGAAAAGUAUCAGUACAGCAGAGAAGAGGAGGAGAGGGACAAACAUGGCAAAAAAGAUGAUGACAGACACAGGUACAGUCGAGAAGAAGAAUAUCAUUCUCGCAGUCGCAAGGAAUAUGACAAUAAAUAUGAGGAGCGGUCCAAGUAUGGAACCAGAGACUGUGAUAACAAGUACAAAUACAGCAAGUAUUCCGAUUCCAAACAUGCCACUGAGCGAGAUGAGGGAAAACUGGACCUCAAGAAGAAGACCAAUCCCCCACCAAAGCCCUACGAUCCACCAAAAAUCAUCUCUGGGCCCAGUCCAGCCAUGAGAGCCAAGCUCCGCAAACAGAGUCUGGAGAUCUCCAAACCAACACCGUCAGCCUCAACUUCAGUCUACGGGAAGUUCAACUGGAAGAAAAGAGAGAAUGUCCUAGCCAAAGAGGCAGAGAAAGUGGCUGCUGAGUUCAUCAAAGAUGAUGAAGAAGAUUUGAAGCAUAGCCCAACUUCAGCAGACCCUUUUUCCAAAUCUGUGGCUGCUGCAAAGGAGAUAGCUGAGAAGUUGGCAGGAAAGGCUACCAUGCCACUUUCUUGGGUUUCCAGUAGUGCCAACCGGGGACGCAUUCGGCCCAACCUCCCUGGCCCUGCUGCAGUCCUGAGGAAAACUGCUCUCAUUUGUAAACCUGCAUCUCUGAAUACCUUCCUCUCCAUCAGACCCCAAAAUGCUCCUGGAGUAGAGCCUCUAAAACGCAUCCCGCUUUUUCCUGAUCCUGCCCCAACAGCUUCUGCUGAUCAGACUACACCAGAGGAAGCUAAACCUGUUCCAUGUUUAGCUACAUUUGAUGCUCGGCCUGUCCCACCAGUGUCUGAACCUAUAUUACUUGAGUCUAAACCUGAUCUGCUUGGAUCUAAGGUUGCAUUAUUUGAGGCUAAACCUUUGCAGCCAGUGUCUAAACCUAUACAAGUUGAAGCUAAAGAUGUCCCACCAGGCGUUAACCCUGUGCCCCCACUUGAGGUUAAACCUUUGCCACAACUAGCUGCGUCAGGCCCACCAGUUUCUGCACCUUUAACCUCAGGAGUUAACCCAGUCUUGUCUGUAUGUAAACCAGCAGGAUCAGAGGCUAAACCUGCAGCACAGGUCAGUAAACCGACACAGCCAUCUGAGAUGAUGAUAAAAAUUGUGUCUGAUGUGGCAGCUCCAGGUGUGCCAGAAAGCGAGCAGACACGUACUGUGUUUGUUAAGCCUCCACCUUUUCUGAACAUAUGUGAAGGGAGUCAGAAAUCGGAAAAAGUCAAGAGUAACCUGGCUGCAGCCAAAGCCCAGGCUUUAUUUGAUAUUUUUUACAGUAGCAUUGGGCAGUCCGGACCUUCCUCUGUCACAAAGUCAGCAACAGAAGCAAAGAAAUCUCCUUUUGUAUCCCCACAAUCUGCAAAAGCACAACCUCAGUCUAGAGUCCAGCCCCUACCCCAACCUUUGAGUCAGCCUAAAGCCCAGCAGCCCCUACCCCAACCUUUGAGUCAGCCUGAAGCCCAGCAGCCCCUACCCCAACCUUUGAGUCAGCCUGAAGCCCAGCAGCCCCUACCCCAACCUUUGAGUCAGCCUGAAGCCCAGCAGCCCCUACCCCAACCUUUGAGUCAGCCUGAAGCCCAGCAGCCCCUACCCCAACCUUUGAGACAGCCUGAAGCCCAGCAGCCCCUACCCCAACCUUUGAGACAGCCUGAAGCCCAGCAGCCCCUACCCCAACCUUUGAGACAGCCUGAAGCCCAGCAGCCCCUACCCCAACCUUUGAGUCAGCCUGAAGCCCAGCAGCCCCUACCCCAACCUUUGAGUCAGCCUGAAGCCCAGCAGCCCCUACCCCAACCUUUGAGUCAGCCUGAAGCCCAGCAGCCCCUACCCCAACCUUUGAGUCAGCCUGAAGCCCAGCAGCCCCUACCCCAACCUUUGAGUCAGCCUGAAGCCCAGCAGCCCCUACCCCAACCUUUGAGUCAGCCUGAAGCCCAGCAGCCCCUACCCCAACCUUUGAGUCAGCCUGAAGCCCAGCAGCCCCUAUCCCAACCUUUGAGUCAGCCUGAAGCCCAGCAGCCCCUAUCCCAACCUUUGAGUCAGCCUGAAGCCCAGCAGCCCCUAUCCCAACCUUUGAGUCAGCCUGAAGCCCAGCAGCCCCUAUCCCAACCUUUGAGUCAGCCUGAAGCCCAGCAGCCCCUGCCCCAACCCUUGAGUCAGCCUGAAGCCCAACCUUUGAGUCAGCGUGAAGCCCAGCAGCCACUACCCCAACCUUUGAAUCAGCCUGAAGCCCAGCAGCCACUACCCCAACCUUUGAAUCAGCCUGAAGCCCAGCAGCCACUACCCCAACCUUUGAGUCAGCCUGAAGCCCAGCAGCCACUACCCCAACCUUUGAAUCAGCCUGAAGCCCAGCAGCCACUACCCCAACCUUUGAGUCAGCCUGAAGCCCAGCAGCCACUACCCCAACCUUUGAGUCAGCCUGAAGCCCAGCAGCCACUACCCCAACCUUUGAGUCAGCCUGAAGCCCAGCAGCCACUACCCCAACCUUUGAGUCAGCCUGAAGCCCAGCAGCCACUACCCCAACCUUUGAGUCAGCCUGAAGCCCAGCAGCCACUACCCCAACCUUUGAGUCAGCCUGAAGCCCAGCAGCCACUACCCCAACCUUUGAGUCAGCCUGAAGCCCAGUCCUUACCCCAGCCUUUGAGUCAGCCUGAAGCCCAGUCCUUACCCCAACCUUUGAGUCAGCCUGAAGCCCAGCCCUUACCCCAACUUCCAAGCCAGCCCCACCUUGAAACAGAGCCUGAAAAGCAGCCUAAUUCCAUAGAGAUCCACUCCUCCAAACCAACCCUACAAAACGUAGCCUUUCAGACUGAACCAAUUCCAGAAUCUGGCUUGGCUCCACCCAAAAUAACUGCAGAAUGCAUUUCAGUCCAGUCACAAUCCUUAGUUCAGAAAUCUGAGCCCCACGUUUUUCCACAGACAAAUAUUGCUAUGGUUGAGUCUUUGCCACAAACUGAGGAUAAACCUCAACCCAAACUCAAAGUGGUUCUUCAAUUUCUAACAAACUCGCAUCCUGUUCCACAAACUGAACCCACACGAGACCAGGAUUCACAGACCCUGUCCAUCCCAGAGACUUCCCUCUCCCUUCCUCCCACAGCUCGAGUACCACAAUCUGAAGCAAAGCCGGGCCCAAAAAGCAGGGGUAAAUCAACUGCGAAGAAAGUCCCAACCAAACCUAUCAGACAAACCAGAUACCAGACCCGAAGGCAACAGCUCCAGCAGAGUAAAGAAGAGUCAGACCCUGAGCUGGAUACAGGACACACAGAGUCUGCGGUACCAGCUUUAAAGGGACGGGAUCUGAAUGAAGGUUCUGUGUCUCUGCCAGAGAAGGGGAGCUCUCAUGAGGAUGAAGUUCAGGUUUUGGAGAUAACCCCUGAAGCACUGGGCCUUCCCUCAGACAUGACCUCUCUGGACUUUGACUAUGACUUUGAUUUUGAGUAA